AGCUUAGAGAAGAACAUCAUUUGAUCUUUCGUUAAGGGUUUUAACUGUGAGAAAAUGAACUUCCGCAGUCUCAUAGCCUCCGGCUCCCGCCUCGGGAAGAGGUUCUGUGCAACCGUCUCCUCUCCGGCGUCUUCAUCCGGCGUCGUCGAAGCCUCUGUUUCCGCUCCUCCGACGGCGGCGUCAAGGCAGAGAGAGAUGUACAAGAAACUCUCGAAGCUUAGUGUCACUGGAGGCACAGUGACAAAGACUUUGAAUCAGUUCAUCAUGGAAGGCACUCCCGUCAGAAAAGACGAUCUCUUUCGCUGCGCUAAGGACCUCCGCAAGUUCCGUCGCCAUCAACACGCCCUUGAGAUCUUUGAGUGGAUGGAGAUGAGGAAGAUGACAUUAUCUAUCGCCGAUCAUGCAAUUCGUUUGGAUCUAAUCGCAAAGACUAAAGGCUUAGAAGCUGCUGAAAGCUACUUCAACAGUUUAGAUCCUUCCACAAAGAAUCAUCAGUCUACUUAUGGAGCUCUCAUGAACUGUUACUGUGUGGAGCUCAAGGAAGAGAAAGCAAAGUCUCAUUUCGAGAAGAUGGAUGAGCUUAACUUUGUUAACAACUCGUUGCCGUAUAACAACAUGAUGUCAAUGUACAUGCGGUUAGGUCAACCAGAGAAGGUUCCUGUGCUUGUUGAUGCGAUGAAACAGAGAGGGUUAUCUCCUUGUGGGAUCACUUAUUCUAUAUGGAUGCAGAGUUGUGGAAGUUUGAAUGAUUUAGAAGGGUUAGAGAAGGUUAUAGAUGAGAUGGGGAAAGACAGUGAAGUUAAAACCACUUGGAACACUUUUUCUAGUUUGGCUGGGAUCUAUACUAAAGCUGGUCUUUACGAGAAAGCGGAGUCAGCUCUGAGAACCAUGGAGGAGAAGAUGAAUCCUAAUAACCGAGACGCACAUCAUUUUCUCAUUAGCUUGUACGCUGGAAUCUCAAAGGCUUCUGAGGUUGAACGAGUUUGGGAGUCGUUGAAGAAGGCUCGUCCUGAGGUCAACAACAUGAGCUACCUUGUCAUGUUGCAAGCUAUGAGUAAGCUUGGUGACAUAGAUGGGGUUAAGAAGGUGUUUACAGAGUGGGAAUCGAAAUGCUAUGCUUACGAUAUGAGGCUGGCUAAUAUCGCAAUCAACACUUAUUUAAAAAGAGAUAUGUAUCAAGAAGCAGAGAUGAUUCUUGACGGUGCAUUGAAGAAGUGCAAAGGGCCUUUUUCGAAAUCGAGACAGCUUCUGAUGAUUCAUCUGUUGGAGAAGGGUGAAGCUGAUAUGGCUAUGAAGCAUUUGGAAGCAGCGGCGUCUGAUCUUGCAGAGAAUAAAGACGAUGAGUGGAGCUGGAGCUCAGAGCUAGUGAGCUUGUUUUUCCUUCACUUUGAGAAAGCUAAAGAUGUAGAUGGAGCAGAGGAGUUGUGCAGGGUCUUGUCGAAGUGGAGACCUCUUGACUCUGAAACGGUGACUUUUCUUAUAAAGACUUAUGCAGCAGCAGAGAAGACUUGUCCAGACAUGCGUGAGAGAUUGUUCCGACAGCAGAUUGAAGUAAGCGAGGAGAUACAAGAUUUGCUUGAAACGGUUUGUCCUUGAAAAUUAAACCUGCAGUAAUUUGGUUAUAAUAAUACUCUUUUAAGUGUUAUGUCUCUUUUUAUGAGUUUAAGCUUAUUGUCAACCAAUAGAUUGUUUAUCAAAAUCAAAUAACCGACAUAAUCCGUUUGCUAAUUGUGGGUUUAUCAUCCACCCAUGACUCAUGUGUAGUAGUGUGUCACCAACGAC
This is a messenger RNA of Eruca vesicaria subsp. sativa (arugula), 1782 nucleotides long. The record is from the annotation of a GenBank genome assembly. NCBI's taxonomy places the organism in Eukaryota, Viridiplantae, Streptophyta, Magnoliopsida, Brassicales, Brassicaceae.